Messenger RNA from Penicilliopsis zonata CBS 506.65, 1230 nucleotides. RefSeq lists its product as hypothetical. Gene Ontology annotation, molecular function: polygalacturonase activity. Lineage: Eukaryota; Fungi; Ascomycota; Eurotiomycetes; Eurotiales; Aspergillaceae. Bases 1 to 1230 code for a protein of 409 amino acids. Gene Ontology annotation, biological process: carbohydrate metabolic process. The record is from RefSeq and is a predicted model, not a curated record. The transcript has 2 exons.
AUGAUUCUUUCCACCAUCGCCGUGUGGUUCUUCACUCUGGGGCUGAGCAAUGCUCGCUCAGCCCCCCUGGGCCACCGUCUUGACCGGUCUAUCCUUCGUCAACAGUCUCAAUCAUCCUGUACCCCUUCUGCCGGCGGAAGCGAGUCUACCGAUGACACACCUGCUAUUGCUGCGGCCAUCGCAUCGUGCGGGGACGGCGGUACGAUUGUGAUCCCAGAGGGCACGACGUACUAUUUGAACAGCUAUCUCAGCUUUGCGGGCUGUGCAGACUGCAUUUUCCAACUCGAAGGCCUGCUGCAGUUUACCAGCAACACUACGUACUGGAAUGGCAGGACGGCCAUGAUUGAGGUUUCGGGAAUCAGUGGCCUGACGAUAGAGUCUACAACUGGAGCGGGGAUUAUGGAUGGUAAUGGCCAAGAUUCAUGGGAUUUGUUCGCCGAAGACAGCAGCUAUGCACGCCCGACACUCUUGUACAUUACCGGCAGCAGUGACAUUACGGUAAAGGGCUUCCAGCAGAAAAACCCUCCCAAUGUGUUCAACUCUGUCUCCGGCGGGUCGACCAAUAUCAUCUUCUCUAACCUCGAAAUGGACGCCACGAGUAACAGCGACAACCCUGCCGCGAACACCGAUGGUUUUGAUGUUGGUGAAAGCACAUAUGUGACCAUCAAGGACGUGAAGGUCACCAAUGAUGACGACUGCGUUGCUUUCAAGCCCAGCUCCAACUACGUGACUGUUGAGACAGUGGAAUGCAUCGGCUCCCACGGCAUCUCGGUCGGCUCCCUGGGUGAGGAUGGCGACAACUGGGUCAAGAACAUUUACGUCUCGAAUGCCACCAUGAUCAACUCCACCAAGGCGGCGGGGAUUAAGACCUACCCCAGUGGCGGCAGCCAUGGCACAUCCACGGUGACCAACGUGACGUUUACCGGCUUCACCGUGGACAACUGCGACUACGCAGUUCAGAUCCAGAGCUGCUAUGGCGAGACAACAGACUACUGUGAGGAAUACCCCGGCAACGCGACCUUGACGGAUGUGUAUUUCGAGGGAUUUAGCGGCACCACCAGCACCGCGUACGAGCCAGUCACUGCGAACCUCGACUGCGGUGCGGACGGCACGUGCGAUGUCCAACUCGUGGACUAUACCGUCGUUUCAUCGGACGGGGAGAGUGAGGUUCUCUGUGCCAACACAUCGUCUGAUCUGGGUGUUACCUGUACUUCUGGGGCUUCUGGUUGA